Messenger RNA from Hydatigera taeniaeformis, 1644 nucleotides. The record is from the annotation of a GenBank genome assembly. NCBI's taxonomy places the organism in Eukaryota, Metazoa, Platyhelminthes, Cestoda, Cyclophyllidea, Taeniidae.
AUGCUGAAGCUCAUCGAACUCCAGCUUGGUAUCAGCGUUUCGGCGCAAUACUUGGAGGAACACCUAGUUUCAGAAUCGACUCAGGUAGUUAGAUCGCAGUAUAGACAUCUACGCGACCUUACUAACACUUCACACCCAGUCGCCGAUGACUCUCUGUCGUCGACUCUUCAAUUUGGAGGCAACCCGCUGACUCUGGAUGAAAUCUGCAAUCUCUCAAUGAUUGAUCGACAACUAAACGCGCCUCGGUUGGCAUCGUCUUCUCGUUUCUUCAAUUACUCUCAGUACAAGUCACUCAGGCCUGACGAACUUCCAAAGGCAUUUUCGGUCUUCGGUGAGGGAGUCCUCUUUCAAGUCAGCGGAGCAGCGAAUGACGCAACUCAGCUGGUAGCUCUGCUUCCGGGUGCCUCUGCUAAAAUCCGUCGUGUUCUUCGUGUCUUCACCAUUCAAAAUCCGGACAUGAAACUGAAGCUUGGGCAGCUAGAGGCGCGUUUCAUGCCCUUUUCCCGCGAAGUCAGGACCUCCUAUGAGGCAGAUUACAUCCUUCCUUUCACUCUCCUCCAUGUCAACUUCAGUGAACCCACUGGGGCCUUACUCUCAUAUCCCGGCAGUACCACUCUCGCUCAUCUGACGACACAAGUUUCGCCAUAUUCCACCGCUCGCUCCCCUCUAGCGUCUAUCAAGACUGAUAUGGAUCGCAUCAAACGUCUCUCCUUGGCCUAUCAGAAUGAAGAUACUUGGAGUCCUCUGGGAAAUAUGGUACCCUCAUCUUCGUCUGCAUCUGCAUUGGAACAAUCAAUCACCAGUCAUCUGAGCAAAUCCCAGCAGCAAAUAGUCAUGCCGUUAGGUCAGCAUAUAAUCAGGGAGUUAAGCUCCACAGAGCGGAUGUGGGAGGCAUUGAAAGAUGCUCCUGACCGUCGAACAGCUCGUGAGGGCUUCUUGUUCGCUCUGCGACAUCUUCAAGAGAAGGUGGAUCUCCUUUCUUUGAAUGUGUCGGACUUCACGAGGUUCGCGAUGCUAGCACGCUCUAACGCGAUUGCGGGGAGACGAGAAACGCUGGGAGAUUUUGAGGUCCUUGGUCUGCGAAUGCUUAUUGAAGCAGGCGUCUUCAAGGUCACCAACGACUGUCUCGCUGUUAUUCGCAAUGGUAUCCCUUCAUUGUAUUUCUGCACGCUUUUCCAUCUUCCAACAGUAUCACCAACUCUGGAACGUAGCUUUGCAUCGGCCAACCUGACAAAGGAGACAAGCUUUGAGAUGCGUCUGCAUCUACUGCAUCACCUCUAUCGCGUUUCCUCUCUGGCUGUCGCCCUUGCCACCGUUGCCCAGAAUGCUUUUGUUGAAAAGGAGAUCGAACCAUUGCUUUUUGAUGUCAAGUCCUCGGAGGGUGAUUUCAUCACUUUCAUGAAAAUGGAGGAGCUGGAGAAAGACGAAGUAUUUACUCACACCUGUACCACUCCUCUUAAAAACCUCACCGCGCACCUAGCCGACUUCACUCCGGACUUAUGGAUAAUGCGGAUGUCCGCAGUGGAACCAAUGCAAAUCGAAAAACGUCUCGUCUAUGAAUGCAUCAACUCGAGUGGCGUGUCGCCGACCUUCUACUGCCACGUAUUGGAACUUAUCGAUACACUUUGGUUCAAUGACGUUUGA